This is a messenger RNA of Caenorhabditis remanei, 846 nucleotides long. RefSeq lists its product as uncharacterized. Bases 1 to 846 code for a protein of 281 amino acids. The transcript is spliced from 5 exons. NCBI's taxonomy places the organism in Eukaryota, Metazoa, Nematoda, Chromadorea, Rhabditida, Rhabditidae. The record is from RefSeq and is a predicted model, not a curated record. Gene Ontology annotation, cellular component: membrane.
AUGGAAAACGAGACGUUUCUUGGAGCGUUUACUCUAGUUAGUGGAAUCUUCGGUUGCUUCACAAACUGGUCAGUUGUACUCUUUUCAAGUAGUGUGCCCUCCUUGAGGAGCUCUUUCGGAGUUCUCUCUGCUCAUGGCUCAUUCGCAACAGCUAUUUAUUGCACAAUUGCUGUAUUCUGGAUAGCUCCGUUGAUGCUAGUAGACAUUGACUGGUUGUUGAAGUACUCGCAUUAUGCUGGAUUUGUACUAUAUCUUUGUUAUGAUUUAGCUACUGAAACUCAUCUUCUAAUAUGCUUAAAUCGAUUUUGUGCUGUGUGGUAUCCACAUAAAUAUCCAGUUUUCUUCAGUACAAACUCUUCAUUUUUCCUCUUGGCCGCUUUAUGGAUCUUCUGUGUACUCAUCAGUAUCACAGUAUUCCCAUUGUCUGGGUGUCAAAUGUAUUAUGAGAAAUCCCUCAAUACUCUGGUCUAUACAUUUACUCCCGAAUGUCAAAAACUUACAUUUGUCGUUGACUUUCAGUUGCACAUGAUUGUAGUUUUUGUCAUGAUUAUAUUAAAUUCCCUCACUUUUUAUCAGUUCAGAAGGCAAAACAAAGCUGUUUCCGUCACUCUGAAUCACGCGUCAUCUCGACGAAAAGCAAAAUCGGAGCGGAACUUUCUGAUGCAAACUUUUAUUCAAGAAAGUGGAUAUACUGUUGCACUUCUAUCGUACUUCCUGCUAGUAACAGUCAUCGAAAAUGAGCUUCUUCGUUUUAUAAUCAUACUUCUCCCAUGGUAUUUUGUUCAUGCUUUCGAAGGGAUGGUCACCAUUCUCUGUAAUCCGGAACUCAAAAAUAUAUGCUUCUAG